Melitaea cinxia (Glanville fritillary) is the source of this 1830-nucleotide messenger RNA. Its product is annotated as CRAL-TRIO domain-containing protein C3H8.02. Bases 325 to 999 code for a protein of 224 amino acids. NCBI's taxonomy places the organism in Eukaryota, Metazoa, Arthropoda, Insecta, Lepidoptera, Nymphalidae. The record is from RefSeq and is a predicted model, not a curated record. The transcript is spliced from 4 exons.
AAAACUUGAAUUUUAAUAUUAUUUUUUUUGGGUGUACGAUAAUUGUUCCGAAAGUACGAUAAUUUCACGGCACUUUGUCGAUCAGACGGGCAAAAAUUUCUGGUAACACUGAUUAAACGUCAUUCGUUCUAUCGUCAGAGUCAUUUUAUUAUUAUUCUCUUUGCCGUCAACUGAGUGUUGUGUUCAGUGUUAUAAGAUUAUACUUUUCGAGAACUAGUAUAAUUUAAUUAAAUAAACUUUCAGGCCUGUUUUUUUAUUUUCUUUUUAUUAUUCUUUUUUCUUUCAUAAAUAUAAAUACUUAGGUGAGUUGGUAAUAUUUCAACGAUGACUGAAGAUUUAGCACCUGUUAAAGAAGAAGAUUUCAGGCAAUUAAAAGAAAGGAUGACAUUAAUUGCGGAUGCUGACCCCUUGCAAUAUCACAAUGAUUAUUCUUUAAAACGAUAUUUAAGAGCUUUUAAAACGGUUGAUAAUGCUUUCCAGGCAAUUUUAAAAACCAAUAAAUGGAGGGUGGAAUAUGGAGUAGCAAAUCUUCAUGAAAAUAAGGAACUGAUUGAAAAAUAUGCCAAUAAGGCCAGAGUACUUCGACAUAGAGAUAUUAUUGGGAGACCUAUUGUUUACAUUCCAGCCAAGAACCACAGCUCCAAUGAUAGAAAUAUUGAUGACCUCACUAAGUUUAUUGUUUAUUGCUUGGAGGAUGCAAGCAAGAAAUGUUUUGAAGAGGUAGUGGAUAACUUAUGCAUAGUAUUUGACUUGAACAAUUUUACAUUGUCAUGUAUGGACUAUCAGGUCCUUAAAAAUUUGAUUUGGCUCUUAAGCAGACAUUAUCCAGAAAGACUGGGUAUUUGCCUUAUUAUAAAUGCACCUACCUUCUUUUCUGGCUGUUGGGCAGUUAUAAAAGGAUGGCUUGAUGAAAAUACUGCAGGAAAAGUGAUAUUUGUCAACUCUGAAAUGGAUCUUUGCCAGUAUCUGAUACCAGAUAUUCUACCCAAUGACAUGUAACCGAUCUAUACCAUAAUAGACAUCACUGAAGUACCUAAAGUUAAGCUAGAAGAGUAAAUAGUAUAAAAGUUAAGUAAAUUUCUGUUAUUUUUAAUAUUUUCAAUUAUGUCUAACAUUAAAUCUUUGGAAUAACAGUAGUAACAAUAAUAGUACUUAUUAAAAGUUCAUUCAAGUUCAUAUAUUAUGUUUUAAACACUUUUUAAAAAUAUGUUAUCUUAUGUAUGUGUUUUGCUUGCUGAUAAUUUAUGUAAAAUUAUACACAUACAUUGCUCUAAUUAGUCAACAAUGUUGAAAUUGUUGUACUACACUAAAUGAAGAUUGAUGUGAACUUAUAACUAGUGUAAAUGAGACAGAUGAAUGUUUUCUUUUUUUUUUUGUUAAGUUUAAUUACACACACAAUAAUUAUAUUUUUGGCUAUAUACAGUGUUAAUAUGUUAAUAAUACUUAGUUCUGUAUACUCUAUCUGUACAAUUUAGAUUAUACCUAGUCAGUUAGCUUUAUGUUAAAACUGAAAUUAUCCCUUGAGAUAUGUUUAAUAUUUUAUUAAUAACUAUUAUAUUAAUCACUUCAGCCUAUGGCAGUCCACUGCUGGACAUAGGCCUCCCCAAGUUCGUGCCAGACAUCAUAUUAAAGCUGACUUAUUAUUUUAGCCAAAGAAAUAAUUAUUUCUUGCCAUUGAAAUAUUUUUUAUUAGUUAUAUAUUAUCUAAUUCACUUCUGCAGAUUAAUGGCUUCCAUAAUUAUAUAUGAUAAUUUUGAUUAGUUAUUUGUUCUAAAAAUUUACUACACCUUGUAAAAGACUAAUAUUUGUAAUACAGUAUUUAGGUAUGUA